AUUGAAUAAAAAAUUAAAACUAAAAAAAAAUAAAAAAAUAAAAUAAUAAAAUAUUUUUUACGUGAAGAAGUUAAAAAUUGAAAUGUCCGAAUUACUAUUUGUUGUUGUUCUUCUUCUCUCUACAUUUGCAGCAACUUCAAACGGCAACUGUCUGAGCUGGCGGCUAUCUGUGGAAACGAACAACCUCCGUAACUGGAAAUUAGUCCCAAAUGAAUGCGCAACGCAUGUUAAGGUAUACAUGGAAAGGGGCCAAUACCGCCAAGAUUGCGACAUAGUCGCCGAUACCGCCGUCGAGUUUGCUAAAACCGUUAAACUCGCCGGCGACGGCAAAGAAAUCUGGGUCUUCGACAUCGACGAAACCGCACUUUCCAACCUCCCGUUUUACGCCAGACCAGAUGUUGCAUAUGGGGCGAAAUCGUAUAACUGGACGGGUUUAGGGGAGUGGAUUAAGGAAGGAAAAGCACCAGCUAAUCCAUCAAUGCUGAAACUGUACAAGGAAUUAAUUGCAUUGAAAUACAAGAUUGUUUUCUUGACAGGUGCAAACGAAGAACGCUUUAUGAAACCAAGGAUUUCUAAUUUAAAGAAUGCUGGCUACACCACUUGGGAAAAGCUUAUAUUCAAGCCAGGGGCAGAAAAGGGAACUCCAACAAAAAUAUUCAAGUCGAAGAAAAGGAAAGAGCUCGAAACUGCAGGAUAUCGAAUUGUAGGAAAUGUAGGUGAUCAAUGGGGUGAUUUAGUUGGAGAUUAUGUCGGUAUGAGAACUUUCAAGCUUCCGAAUCCUAUGUACUAUGUCGCAUGAUAAAAAGUAGUUCUCGUUAUAAUAAAUUAUUAAUAAUACAUGGAAAAUAAAGAUUUUCGAGAUCAG
Messenger RNA from Erythranthe guttata (spotted monkey flower), 865 nucleotides. RefSeq names its product acid phosphatase 1. Gene Ontology annotation, molecular function: acid phosphatase activity. The record is from RefSeq and is a predicted model, not a curated record. NCBI's taxonomy places the organism in Eukaryota, Viridiplantae, Streptophyta, Magnoliopsida, Lamiales, Phrymaceae.